GUUGUUAACGUCAGGUCAGGGUGUCAAACUAGACAACGAUGUGAAAAGAAUUCAGACAUGCUAGUCUUGUUGAAUCAUGGUCAUGGGGUGUCUUGGAUGAGUUGUGAAUUAUGUCACACUACAGGACUGUUUGUUGAUCCUGAUGCUCUAAAUCAGGUGCGAGUUUUGACGAUGAUGGUGACAUUGCAGUUGAGCUAAAGUCUGACUGAAUUCGUGUAGUCUGAGCCAGCCUUUAAACACCUGAACAUGAAGAGAAACCUACAGUCAGUUUUCUUUUAAAAGCAGACUUUUUGCUUCAUUGUAAAAUGACUUAUCAUAAUUAUUAGAUUCUAGGCUACUUUAUCUGAUAGUGAACUCUAUUUUAUUGACACUGAUUUUAUGGAGGGCCAUACACAGUUAAAAAAUGUGUUAGGUGCAACUUUAGGAAAAUACUAAAAUCAUAAAACAACAAAUAAACCUGACACUCAUUAACGAUGAGACUGAUGUAAAUUCUACUGACCCCAUGGAAUGACCGUAAACAGGCCAUUCAUGCUUAAAAACCCUCUAAUGUGGCCGAAUUAAAAAAAAGAGUUGGCCAGAAUUCCUCCACAGUGAUGAGAAAGACUCAUUUCCAGUUACCACAAAUGCUUGCUUGCAGUUUUUGCCACUAAGGAUGAUACAACUUGUUUUUAAGUUUAGGGGCAAAUACUUUUUUACAAAGGGCCAAGUAGGUUUAGAUGGCUUUUUUCCCUUAAUAAAUAAAAUCAUCCCCUAAAAACAGCAUUUUGUAUUUACUUGAGCUAUCUUUGUUUAACAUUAAAAUUAGUGGAACAUUUAAGUGUGAAACAAAACUCAAACAACUAUAGAUACUGCUUAGAGAGGUUAUUUUGCUUAGAAAUGAUCCCUUCCUUGAAGCAGUGCUCACUAAACAAACAAUAUACAUAUUACAUAACUAUUUUGCAAGCCAAAGGUUGACUUUUGAACAAAAUGACUGGGAAGCAAUAGAUGUGUUAUGGAAGUUUGUCCAGAAAAAACAACGUUUAAGUUUUGUCAUUCGUCUCCUAUUCAGCAUCACCUUUUGGGAAAAAACAAACAGUAUUUUAUAACCCUCGCUGGGUGUUUCCAUUUAUUGUUACAAGACUCAAUUCAAACUGUCUGCAGACAAUGAAAAGCAAAAAUCAGGUUAAGGUGCACUAAAGUACACAGAUGAGUCACAUGGUUCACCUGUGGCCUAAUGACGCACUCCUGCCAAUACCUGGUUACAUAUAAACACAAAUACUCCGAUUACAGCCCCGUUCACUGGUUGAAAGUGAGUUUAAAAGAGAUCUGUUGAUCAGACAAGAGUUUAGUAGUAAGAGUUAGAGGAGCAGGAUGGACUUUUUUGCAACAUUAAUCUUAGCAGGGUUAAUCUUAACUCUGCUGUGGCUGCUAAGUGCCAUAAACAAUAAGAAGUAUAAACUGCCGCCAGGACCCACUGCUCUGCCUAUUAUAGGAAACCUGCAUCAACUGCAAAGAAAUGCACCUUAUAAAAGCAUUAUGGAGCUCAGUAAGACCUAUGGCCCUGUGAUGACACUCCACCUGGGCUGGCAGCGGGCAGUUUUUCUGGUAGGGUAUGACGCAGUGAAAGAGGCUCUGGUGGACCAGGCAGAGGAAUUUGCAGGCAGAGGUCCACUGCCAUUUCUGAUAAAAGCAACCCAUGGCUAUGGUUUGGGCGUCAGUAAUGGGGAGCGCUGGCGGCAGCUGCGACGUUUCACACUGUCAACCUUAAGAGACUUCGGGAUGGGACGCAAGGGGAUGGAAGAGUGGAUCCAGGAGGAGAGUGGGCACCUGAGAGCCCGGAUAGAGACUUUCAAAGCCAAACCAUUCAACCCCACGUUCUCGCUGAGCUGCACCGUGUCCAAUGUGAUCUGUUGUCUGGUGUUUGGUGAGCGCUUUGAUUAUGAAGACAAGGAGUUUCUGCGCCUGCUCAACAUUAUAUCUGACACCUUAAGGUAUGUCAGCGGCCCAGGGGGUCAGUUGUAUAACGUCUUUCCCUGGCUUAUGGAGCGUCUGCCCGGUCGUCACCACAAGGUUUUCGCUCAGAUUGAGGAGUUGAGAGGGUUUAUCAAAAAGAAGAUCCAAGAGCACAAAGACAGCCUGGAUCCCAGCUCCCCGAGAGACUUUAUUGACUGCUUCCUCAUCCGAAUGGAUCAGGAAAAGGACAUCCCGACAACUGAGUUCCAUUAUGAAAACUUGGUUAGUACAGUGUUGAAUCUGUUCCUGGCGGGUACAGAAGGCACCAGCUCCACCAUCAGAUAUACCAUCAGUGUGCUGCUGAAAAACCCCAGUAUUCAAGAGAAAAUGCACCAGGAGAUCGACUCUGUGCUCGGACAAAAUCGCUGUCCCAGCAUGGAGGACAGAAAGUCCCUUCCUUUCUCAGAUGCGGUCGUUCAUGAGGUCCAGCGUUUUCUCAACCUUUCCCCCAUGGGUCUCCCUCACUAUUCACUCCAGGACAUCUCUUUCAGGGGUUAUACAAUCCCAAAGGACACGUUAAUUUUCCCAACGUUGUACUCAGUGCUGUAUGAAGAAAAGCAAUGGGAGACUCCCUGGGCCUUCAACCCUAAGCACUUCUUGGACCAGAAUGGAAACUUCAAGAAAAACCCUGCUUUCAUUCCAUUUGCUGCAGGGAAGAGAGCCUGUGUUGGGGAGUCUCUUGCUCGUAUGGAGCUUUUUAUCUUCAUGGUGUCAAUGUUGCAGCACUUCAAAUUUUCCUGCACUGGAGGUCCAGACAGUAUAAACCUGGUUCCAGAGUACAGCGGCUUUGCCAAUGUGCCCCGGAGAUACCAGAUCAUCGCCACACCACGCUGAAGAGGAGCUACAUUUGAUCAUUUAUCGCCCGUUGAUUUGUUGUAUUGUGUUGCAGCAAUGUUUAGCUGACUGUUAAUAUUUGCUUUAACCAGCCUGAUGUACUAUAAUACAGACUCAUAAUAAUUAUAUUUAGCAUUAAAAAUAUCAUUUGGGUUAAAGAGCUUCUACAAAUCGGUGUAUUAACCAUUGCAGAAACAUAAAAAAUGAUUUUGAUAAUUACCAAUGCUGUUAAUUUAGGGCAGCUAUGGCAUAAACCUUACUUUGG
Cheilinus undulatus (humphead wrasse) is the source of this 3091-nucleotide messenger RNA. RefSeq names its product cytochrome P450 2A10-like. The coding region runs from base 1351 to 2826 and encodes 491 amino acids. The transcript is spliced from 9 exons. Gene Ontology annotation, biological process: xenobiotic metabolic process. Gene Ontology annotation, molecular function: oxidoreductase activity, acting on paired donors, with incorporation or reduction of molecular oxygen, reduced flavin or flavoprotein as one donor, and incorporation of one atom of oxygen; iron ion binding; heme binding. NCBI's taxonomy places the organism in Eukaryota, Metazoa, Chordata, Actinopteri, Labriformes, Labridae. Gene Ontology annotation, cellular component: intracellular membrane-bounded organelle; cytoplasm. The record is from RefSeq and is a predicted model, not a curated record.